UGGCAGAUAUUCGAAUUAGGUCUUUCCUUGUUGGGAAUAUUCUCUCUCUAAAAUGGCCGUCUUCUCUCUCUACCCACUCAAUCCCAUUCGCUCCUCUCAUUCUUCUUCUUCUUCUUUCUAUGGUCACCCUUCCUAUUUCAAUGGUGGAGACCCACUCUCCAACAGUAACAACAACAGUGUAAGAGGAAGGGUUGAUAAACCCAGAAGAGGCAAUUCCAGUAGGGUUUUUGUUCUCUCAUCCCAUUCCAACCCUAAGACUAUCAAGUCCAAUCGCAGGUCUAGGUACGGCCAGACUCUGUCCCCUUACGAUAGCGACGACGAAGAAGAAGACAACGACGACGAUUCGGAUGAUGAUUGGCUUUCUAAUGAUGGGUCUGCUGAAUUGGAAGAAUCUGAUGCUGGUACACAGAGAUUCAAGUCAAGUCAAAGCAGCCACAAACAUUUGGUGAAAAAUGGCACGAACACCUUAGAGAAGAGAAAUCUUCGCAACUUUUACCAUACUUCAAAAAAACGGCAGAAUACUGCUUACUUAGGUGCAGACGGUAGAAAAAAGCUGGAGGCUGGGAGAUCUACAAAUAACAGAUUUCGGCGGCUGUCAGAAGAACUGGAUUUAGAUGAGAAAUGGUUUCCACUUCUUGAUUACUUGAGCACUUUUGGCCUUAAGGAAUCACACUUUAUUCAAAUGUAUGAGAGGCAUAUGCCUUCUCUUCAGAUUAAUGUGGGUUCUGCACAGGAAAGAUUGGAGUACUUGUUGAGUGUCGGUGUCAAACAUAAAGACAUUAAAAAGGUACUUUUGAGGCAACCACAAAUUUUAGGGUAUACAGUGGAGCGCAAUCUGAAAUCCCAUGUUGCAUUUUUGUUGAGUUUGGGAAUUCAAGGCUCCAGAAUAGGGCAGAUAAUCACUGCCACUCCAUCCCUAUUUUCUUAUAGUGUGGAGAAUUCGUUAAAACCCACUGUGAGGUACUUGCUUGAAGAGGUUGGUAUUGACAAGGAUGAUCUAAGUAAAGUGGUGCAGCUGAGCCCUCAAAUCCUGGUUCAGCGGAUUGACAACACAUGGAACACGCGAUUUAAUUUUCUUACAAAGGAGUUGGGAGCACCCAGAGAUAGUAUAGUGAAGAUGGUGAGAAAACAUCCCCAACUCCUUCACUACAGCAUUGAGGACGGAUUACUGCCAAGGAUUAAUUUUUUAAGGAGUAUAGGGAUGCGUAAUUCUGAAAUAUUGAAAGUAUUGACCAGCCUUACGCAGGUAUUCUCUCUGUCACUUGAGGGAAAUCUGAAGCCGAAGUACAUGUACUUGAUCAACGAACUUCGAAAUGAGGUGCAAUCCUUGACCAAAUAUCCUACAUACCUAAGCUUGUCUCUAGACCAGAGGAUUCGUCCCCGCCAUAGGUUUUUGGUUUCCCUAAAGAAAGCUCCAAAGGGGCCUUUUCCUCUGAGUUCCUUCGUUCCGACUGAUGAAUGCUUUUGUCGGCAGUGGGCUGAAACAAGCUUGGAGAAAUAUUUGGCGUUUCGGCAGACAUUACUACUCAAGGAGUUCGCACAAAAAUAUGAAAGGAAAUAAUAACAUACUUGGACAAAUAUUUGGCAUUUCGCCAUUUCGGCAGAGAUUACUACAAUACUACUCAAGGAGCUCACAAAAAAAUGUGAAAAGAAAUAAUGACAUAUUGACUUCGAGUCGUCCCAAGUCUACUUACACGGGUUUUGGAGGAGCAGAAUGGUCUCUCUGACAACUUCAGCAACUAGUAUAAUUAUUUUAAUCGGAAAUAUCAGGAGAUUCUAAAGUAAAUCCCAGAUGUCCGUAAUCACUAUGAACUCCCCGGAACUGGUCCAGUUUUGUUUCCCCAUUUAGCAUAUACAUUUUUGGUGCAAGGCAAGAAAAAUGGAUUCUUUACAAACUUAAGGUGAUCAUGAACAUCAAAUGACAUCAAUGCCAAACCCAAGUUUUCAAGGUCUUUUUUUUUGUUUGGAACUGCAACUUCUCUGGAGCAUAGCCCUGAAGUAUCAAGUUUUAAAUGCUGCUCUCUUUUGGUUGGUGAGCCACUUGUUUAUUUUUUCUUUUUUUCGCUUCUCUUAAGCUGUUUUACUUAAUUUCAUAUCUUUGUUAGGUAAUUGAGAUGUGCUUUUGUUUCAUGUUCUGCCUUUGAGACUGGGCAUUGAGGAAGGUGUAUUAGCUUGUAACUUGUACGAUACUGUUGAUUCUUGUUUCCUUUUUUUUCCUCAUCGUACAUGUAAAGCAGAAAAGUUCAUUUUUAAAAGCACCAACUUCUGAUUUUUUCCCUGAGAAAAAAAAUAAAUAAAUAAAAUAAAAUAAAAUCAUAAGUUGGUGCUUUCUUUGCCUGAAUGCGUAACUGUGCAAUAUUAUUAGUUUUUAUUUAUGUUUUGUUUGAUUUUUGGCUAGUCUGAGUUGAGGAAAAUGAUUCAAAUGUUCAGCCAAUGACAUUGGGGCAAUCUGUUUUGUUUCACAGUUUAUUAAUUUACAGAAAUGCUCUA
Messenger RNA from Cornus florida, 2490 nucleotides. Its product is annotated as transcription termination factor MTERF9, chloroplastic. The coding region runs from base 53 to 1561 and encodes 502 amino acids. Lineage: Eukaryota; Viridiplantae; Streptophyta; Magnoliopsida; Cornales; Cornaceae. Gene Ontology annotation, biological process: regulation of DNA-templated transcription. The record is from RefSeq and is a predicted model, not a curated record. Gene Ontology annotation, molecular function: double-stranded DNA binding. The transcript is spliced from 7 exons.